AUGAUUAAUCCGAAGGACGAGGGUAGGAAUUUAGAGAGGCAGUGGCAGAAGGGUGUACCAGUAAUGAACCCUACAAAGCCCACAUCCCACAGCUUUGGGCCCACCACCUACUCUAUAUGUUCACUUCCCGAGAUCCCCAUCUGCGAGGCGUGCUUGCUUCCCGGAAUAUUCUCCGGCAAGUCACCGGUAUUUUGGUUCCCAAUAUCCGAAAAAGAGGGUAGUUCAAUGAUAAGGAAGAUCCUUAAAAGUUUUUGUUGCAGUAAUGGAUGGUCUUAUGGGAUUUUCUGGGGUUUCGAUCAGAAAAAUUUCUUAUUGUUGACAUUACAAGAUUCUUACUAUGAAGAACAAAUGGGAGAUGUGAUUGAGAAUAUGCUUCUGCAAGUGCACGUAUUUGGUGGAGGGGUAGUUGGCCAAGCUGCAUUCACUAAAUCCCACAGAUGGAUAUUCUCAGAUGCCCAUCAUGAAAGGCAGAAUUCUUUAGCAUUGAUUGGGAGUCCUGAUAUUUUCCAGGAUGAUUCGGAAUUCUAUUGCCAAUUCUCUACUGGUAUAAAGACAAUAGUUGUAAUCUCAGUGGAACCAUUUGGUGUGGUGCAAUUUGGAUCUACCGAGAAGAUCCCAGAGAGAGAGGAAUUUGUUGAUCAAGUCAAAGAACAUUUUAGAGGGAUGAGUAAAGAUCAGUUAAUCGUGUUAUCAGAGAAUAAAUCUUCAUCUUUAGAUUGUGAAAUUUUUGCGGGCUAUGAGGAUUUGAUGGAUGCAAAUUAUUCUUCAGUGAUUCCUAUCCAGUCACUUCCUUCUAGGUCGAGCCAUCAGAGCAUGAACUCCUUAUCCUCUAUAUCUUCUCUAUUCGAGAACCAAACUCGAAUUGGAAGCAAAUCGAACAAUGAAAUGGAACAGUUGCUUUUAGAGACUGCUGCUUACUUUGAUUCCUCAACCGCCCCAGCACCUAGCAGCGACAGUGGAGAUUCUGUUGUGACUUCAUCGUGGCAUUAUUUGCCACCUGAACAGAGUGAGAACGCUUCAUUCUCAAAACUGAGCAGUUAUGAGUCUUGCAGAGAUUCGAAUUUGUAUCCUCAUGGGAACUUGGCAUUCAAUUCACUGCACAACCAACAUUUGUCAAAAGAACCGCUGAAUAACCAGAAUUGUACUCUGUUGCUCCCCUCAAAUGAUUGUAAACUGGAUGACUUCUCUCAGUGGCUUUCACCUCUACCAGACGAAAGCAGUACCUCAUUUGCUACCACACCCGGUAAUGGCAAAUCAUCUGCCACGGGAUUCACUCCACAGUUUAGUUUUCGUGGACAUAACUCGACUAUAAACGUCUUGGAAAAUCUUCCCUCAAAUUCAAUACAAAGUUCCAUCACAGAAUCAUUCAACUCUAAUGGAAAAAAGAAAUUUUCUGACAUGUCUGGCAUAGACAGACUCUGUGAUGGUCUUGGAAUGGAGCCCGGGUCUAAAACAUCAGAGGAUUGGAGUGAAAUUCUGAUGCCAGUUGUGAACGGUGGAAAUUUGGACUUCAGUAUGGAAAACUCGAAAUGCAUCUCAGAGCAAUACAUUGGAUCCAAAGUCGAGAAUCCCAACAGCUUGUUCUCCAAAUUAGGACUUGAUUAUCUUUUGGGAGGUACCGCUAGUAGCUCUUGUUCAUCUGCCAGAUCCAGAUUUGAGGAUCAAGUUUCAUCCACUGCUAAAAGAAGAAAAAUUGACGAUCAUUAUUGGAACUCUGACCGAGUGAAAUUUCGAGGUCUUCCUAGCUAUGAUGGGAAAAUGAAGUCACUGAAUCCAUUAUAUGAUCCCAAUAAAACAAGUUUUCUUGAGCCCAACUAUGAAGCCUCUACAAAAGGAGGUUCACUAAUAGGUGGUGAUAACGGAAGCAUGAAUAAUUCAUUAAAAGGUAAUGAAGGACCUGCAAAAAUGAUGAAGAAGAAGGCUAAACCAGGAACUCGCCCCAGGCCAAAAGAUCGUCAGCAGAUCCAAGACCGUCUUGUGGAAUUGAGACAACUCAUUCCUAACGGUGAAAAGAUGAGCAUUGAUCGUUUGUUGCAACAAACUAUAAGACACUUGAAUUUCAUGCAAAGUUUGAUGAAACAUAGAGAGAGCCUUAAGAAAACUGAUAGUCCAAUGAUAGACAACUCCAAUGGUCAUGAUGUUGGAGUCACAUGGGCAUGUGAAGUUGGCGAUCAAUCUAUGCUUUGUCCUCUGAUAGUUAAGGACCUAAGUUCCCCCGGCCAAAUGCUUAUAGAGACCCUUUGUGAUGAACAAGGCUUCUUUUUGGAAAUUAUAGAUGUAAUUCGAAAUUUUGGCUUGAUUAUCUUGAAGGGAGUGAUGGAAGUUCAAGAAACCAAGAUUUGGGCACACUUCAUAGUCGAGGCUGAGGGAAACUCACAUGUCACGCGCCAUGAAAUUUUUUCCUCGCUCAUUCAGCUUUUUCAAAUGAGUCCUGGCCCAACAAGUGGGUUGAAUGCAAGUGAUCAAAUUGGCGAUAUUUACAGUUCAGGGGCUUCUUUAUUCAACAAUUGUCAACCUGUUGUUUCACUCCCCAUCAUCUCAGCCGAUUCUCUUCAACAUACGAGCUUGUAA
This is a messenger RNA of Fraxinus pennsylvanica, 2571 nucleotides long. The record is from the annotation of a GenBank genome assembly. NCBI's taxonomy places the organism in Eukaryota, Viridiplantae, Streptophyta, Magnoliopsida, Lamiales, Oleaceae.